CCCAUGUAGAUAAUAAGAUAAUACUCAACAGCUUUUUUAUCUUUUGUUUUUAUCUGAAUAAGGAUCUAAGGCUCACUUCUUUCGUUUAUUAUUAUUAUGGUUUUUUUUUUUUUUUUUUUUUUUUUUACCGUGUAUGGAUUGUCUAACAUUAAAUGUCUGUCAUUUUUGAGGCAUGUUGUCUGAGGACUGUACUGUUUGUGGAAACACACAUGAGCCUUCAGAGACGCUGACGGAGAAACGUAAGUAGCUCUCCAGGGUGCUGAAGUUGUCUCCAAUGAUCGGGCUGUGUGUUCGCCUGAGCGACACCGGUGUGGAUAGGUGGGGACUUGGGAUGAAGAAAGAUGCUCAGGGCACCCUGUCUCAUCGGAUCCAGGAGAUGUCCAGAUGGUAGUAAAUGCAUGGUAGGUGCGCAGUGUUACUGAGGAUGGUCGUUUAUUUAAAAACAAAGAAACUAUUUUGGAUAUCUCUUUUAUGUUUCCAUUUGCAAGUGUCAUGGGUGUGAAUAAACGUUAGUUAAUAGUGGAUAAAAUUAUUCACUACCUUGGACACCCUGGAAGGACAAUGCGACAUAUUGCUCCAAAUGGUUGGGACUCCAAUCUUCCAUGUAUGGCCAUAAUAAAAAGCAGACAGACGACGCUGCCCCUUGGUAACUUCCUGUUAUGGAUUCUGCUAGGGGUUCUCACCUUCCCCUGCUGCGUUCACUGUCUAAUAUUCAAAGUGGGGGUUUUGGGGCCUUGGGACUGCGACUCUGUUUACUACAGGGCCCUUCCCACCGCGGCGGCCAGGCUCGCCGUGAGCAGGAUCAACGGAGACCCCGGUCUGGAUUUGGGUCUAACAAUGGACUUCAUUGUCCUGCAGGAGCCUUGCGAAACCUCCAAAGCCCUCACGGCAUAUAUUUACUAUGAACAUUUAGCGGACGCUUUUGUUGGCCCCACCAACCCGGGAUACUGCAUCGCUGCGUCCCUGCUGGCCAAGAACUGGGAUAAGGCGCUAUUCUCCUUCAGCUGUGUCACCUACGAGCUGGACUUCAUGCUUGGACACCCAACUUUUGCUCGGACAGUCCCUUUUCCCCCAGACGUGCUCUUCACCGUGUUUAAACACUUCCGGUGGGCCAGCUCCGUGGUGGUCUCAUCUAAUGAGGACAUCUGGAUAGACACUGCUGGGAGAGUGACUGCUGCUCUGAGGAGGAGGGGGCUUCCCGUGGGUUUGGUUACAGCUAUGGGUCUGAACGACACGGAGGUGGAGAGCACGCUGAGAAAGAUCCAAAAUUCAGGAGAAGUAAGGGUGAUCAUAAUGUGCAUGCACUCCAUCCUGGUUGGCGGCGAGUACCAGGCCACCUUUCUCACAAAGGCACACAAGAUGGGCAUGACCUCAGGAAAGUACGUGUUUGUGCCCUACGAUACUCUCCACUUCAGCAUGCCCUAUAGCAACGUCUCCCACUUCCCUCUUCGAAACAACAGCAUUCUGAGGGAGGCCUAUGAUGCUGUCCUCACCAUCACUGUGGCCUCAGAGCUGCUGUCUUUCAACGAGGCGUUCACUGCCUCCAAGAAGAGCCAGGAGGUGACACUCCCAGUGCAGGCUGAGCAGGUUAACCCUCUGUUUGGAACCAUCUACAACAGCAUAUACCUACUGGCCAGGUCCAUUCAUAAUGCCAGGAAAGCUGGGAUGCAACUUUCAGGCUCGAAUCUGGCCUACUUCACCAAGAACAUAAGCUUUAAUGGUUUCAACCAGAAGGUUCAGGUGGACGCAAGCAGGGAAGUUAAGACCAACUAUGUCAUCUUGGACUCUGACAGCAGGAGUAGUCAGCUUUACCAGGCCUACUUUGUGGAUCUAAAGGCAGGAGAGCUUCGUUUUGCAGGAAGGUCUAUUCAUUUUCCAGGAGGAUCCCCUCCAAAGGCUGACUCCCUCUGCUGGUUUGAUGAGAACGGCAUUUGCACAGGAGGUGUGGAGGUGUCGUACAUAAUAAUAGUGUUGGCUGUGAUCCUUAGUUUGGCUGUAGGAGGGCUCUUCAUAACUAUUUACAUCAGGAGGAGACUUCAACAAAUCCAGUUGAUCAAAGGUCCCAAUCGGAUCCUGCUGACUUUAGAAGAUCUCACUUUUAUCAAUCCUCAGCUUAGCAAAAAGAAAAUUACUUUAGAGGACCUGUGUGAGUCCAGGAGCGCUCUGGAUGAGAAGUCUGUAGACCCUUCCAACUCUGUUAACAGCAUGCAGACAGCAACUCAUGAGAAUUCAAACGUCGCUGUUUAUGAGGGUGACUGGGUUUGGCUCAAGAAAUUUGAAGAGGGCCAAUUCAAGGAGAUGAAACAAAGCACAACCAAGAUUUUCACAAAGAUGAAGGACCUGAGAAAUGAAAAUGUAAACCCAUUUCUGGGCUUCUUUUUGGAUUGCUUUAUGUUUGCUGUGGUGACGGAGCACUGCUCACGGGGCAGUCUGCAGGACCUGCUCAGAAACGAAGACGUUAAAUUAGACUGGAUGUUUAAGUCCUCACUUUUACUUGAUCUUAUCAAGGGUAUGAAAUAUCUGCACCACAGGGAGUUCCCCCAUGGCAGACUCAAAUCUCGAAACUGUGUGGUGGACGGGCGCUUUGUACUCAAGAUUACAGACUAUGGCUUCAAUGAGCUGCUGGAGUCUCAGAAAGCGCCCUUUGAAGAACCGCCGCCUGAAGAGCUAUUCUGGACAGCCCCUGAGUUUCUGAGGGACCUUUCUCAUUUCCGUAAAGGAACGUCUAAGGGAGAUGUUUAUAGUUUUUCUAUAAUCCUUCAAGAGGUUGUAGUGAGAGGCCCACCAUACUGCAUGUUGGAUUUACCCCCUGAAGAAAUUAUCCGCAAGGUAAAAAAGCCUCCACCAAUGUGCCGUCCUACAGUCGCACCGGAUCAGGCUCCGCUUGAAUGUAUCCAGCUAAUGAAGCAGUGCUGGAGCGAACAGCCUGACCGCAGACCGACUUUUGAUGAGAUCUUUGACAGGUUCAAGAUCAUUAACAAAGGCAAGAAGACCAAUAUCAUUGAUUCCAUGCUGAGGAUGCUGGAGCAGUACAGCUCUAACCUGGAGGAUCUCAUCAGAGAGAGAACAGAGGAGCUGGAGGUGGAAAAGCAGAGAACGGAGAAGCUGCUUUCUGAGAUGCUUCCACCUUCUGUUGCUGAGGCUCUUAAGACUGGCGCCACAGUGGAGCCAGAGUACUUUGAUCAGGUGACAAUCUACUUCAGUGACAUCGUGGGUUUCACCACCAUCUCCUCGCUAAGUGAUCCCAUUGAAGUGGUAGAUCUUCUAAAUGACCUCUACACACUGUUUGAUGCUGUGCUCAGCAGCCAUGAUGUCUACAAGGUGGAGACCAUUGGGGAUGCUUACAUGGUAGCAUCAGGCUUGCCUAAGAAGAACGGCAACAAGCACGCUGCAGAGAUUGCCAACAUGUCUCUGAACAUCCUCAGCUCAGUGGGCUCAUUCCACAUGCGACACAUGCCAGACGUGCCCGUCAGGAUACGAAUAGGAAUUCACUCAGGGCCCUGUGUCGCUGGGGUUGUAGGACUGACCAUGCCUCGGUACUGCCUUUUUGGAGACACCGUCAACACUGCCUCUCGUAUGGAAUCCACUGGGCUGCCUUAUAGAAUCCAUGUAAAUUGUAGCACUGUGAAGAUCCUUCGUUCUCUCAAUGACGGAUAUAAAAUAGAAGUCAGAGGCAAGACAGAGCUGAAGGGUAAAGGUAUAGAGGAGACGUACUGGCUUGUGGGAAAAACCAACUUUACGAAACCUUUGCCUAAACCACCAGAAAUAAGACCAGGGGAAGACAAUCAUGGGCUCAAACCUGAGGAAAUAGCUGCCUACAGGAGAAAGAAAGCUGAGAAAAAGGCUUGACCCUCUCAUAUUAAAUACAGGAGGGACAACUGGCAAGAGAUGGUGACAGAAGAGAUCAAGACUCAUUUCCGUAAGGCCAACAGGCAGGUGGACAAAAAAAUCUGAAUCACUAAGAGGAAGAGGAGCAAAUAAAUCAAAGAAGGGUCUACAGAGAAGCAAAGGAAGGAGACAUCCAGAUGAAGAAAGAGAAGAAGACCUGAGAGCAGCACCCAACCUCUCACUGUGGCUUAAUGAAAACUUGUUUAAGAGGAUUGUUUAUCGACUGGCUAAUCUUCCUGCAGCCAGCACAGCAGAACAUGAUGGUGCUAAUGUAAUGAGAGUGAUCACAUCACCUGCCUGCCUACCUGCUGCCAACAAGUACUCGCUUCUUAAUGAAGGAUGAGCUCGUUCAUUCCUCUCUGCAAUCACUGGCCACUGCGUGGUCCACUACUUCAGGGCAAUCAGAGGUUCACCCCUCCAAAGACUGAACGCCCUAAACGCCUAUUUCAAAGUGAAAUGUUACGUUAAAGCUGUUUUUAGUCAAGCUACAUAGCUGAGCCUGUUAUGUAGCUGUUUAUAAUAGUAUGUGUUACUAGCCAUCCAAAGCUGGAGGGUAACAGCUGCUGUUGUGUAAAACUAUUUGAAAAUAAUAAUCUACCUGCCACUUUUAUUUGUCUGUCAGCAAACCAAGACUGAGAUUAGCCUCCUAUAACAGGCUUUUAACAGUAACAACACUUUCUUUGGUUUAUUGUAAAGACAUGAGGUCAGUUUUUAAGAGAUACUGAAAGAAAAUAAAAAAGUAUAGUUUAUUCAUGUUUACUGUGAGAUUUUGAGAUCCUUCAAUAAGACAAAUGUUUUGCAAAGCUCAGUAAUGACCUUCCAAAGAAAGCUGGUGUUGUAAAGCUUGGUGUCAGCACUUUAACUUUCCAGAAUUUUGUUGUUACUUUUAAGGUCAAACAAAUUGUUUAGGUGUUUUUAUCUGAUUCUGUAAUGACCAGAAGGUCAUUUUGUAGUUUCUUUCUUUUCUUGAACUUUUCGUAGACAUUAUUGGUGGUCCUAAGGAGUUUGUUAUUCCCAGAUAAAAUCAAAUAACACCUCUCUCAUCAGCAUGGGUUUUGAAAAUAACUAAUUUAAAAAGCUUUGAAAUAAUGUUUCGGAUUCAGUUUCUCCGUAAUGUCCAGAAAACAUAAAAAUACUGUUUCAUUUCUGUUUAAUUACUUAAAACAUUGGUUGGAUAUUAUCAUUGUCUUCUUUUAAAUAAAUCUUCUUUUGCUGUAGUUUUUCACAUAUGACAAUCAGGUAAAAUGAAAGUAAAAUGACAAAAAAUAGAGAUGAAAGGACCAAUUUCAUAGAAAGGAGUGCAUUCCUAAAUGUUUGUAUUUGCCUAAGCUUAAAUCUUGCAGCAGAUUUCAUCAAUAAAGAAGUCUUCAACAGUACCUUAAAACUAAAAAAGUUGUUUUUAAACCCCACUGAUCCCUUUAGGCUUCGUUUUAUGUGCUUGAUUUCAAAAUAACAGCAACAUCUGAGAGCUGUGUAUAGUGUGGACAUAUUUGAAUGUUGUAUGUUUCAUAUAUUUUAACUGCAAUGCAAAGCACAAUCUAUAUGUAAAUAAUUACCAUAUAAAUAAAUUCAUUUGUACCA
Molecule: messenger RNA, 5469 nt
Organism: Girardinichthys multiradiatus
Lineage: Eukaryota; Metazoa; Chordata; Actinopteri; Cyprinodontiformes; Goodeidae
Gene: gucy2f
Product: guanylate cyclase 2F, retinal
Exons: 19
Coding region: 562-3849 (1095 amino acids)
Biological process (GO): intracellular signal transduction; protein phosphorylation; cGMP biosynthetic process
Molecular function (GO): protein kinase activity; ATP binding; peptide receptor activity
Source: RefSeq, a predicted model, not a curated record